UUCGAAAUUUGAGAUUUUGGUUGCCGCGGCGGGAGCGCUGGUCAGCAUGGAGGACGACCAUACGUACAACAUCACAUCGAACCCAUGGGGCAAUCUGCAAGAAUUCUGUCCAAAGGUCAUUGCGCCAACGGUGACGCUGGGUGCUGAAUUAAUGGAGUUGCAUGCGUUUUUGACGAACCAGAAACCCAAUGGCGACGUCGAUGCAGCCAUCAAAGCCAUGAACAAGAAGGAUAUAGAGGCGAAGAAGCGUGAGUUGGAGAACUGGAACUUUCGAUUGUACUUGGACGAGGGCAAGGAAAUGCAGCGCGGUCAGCAGCUCAAAAUACUGUCGAGCGACUUUCCCAUGGGUACCCAUGGCAAAGGUGGUACCAAGAGUGCUACAGCAGUCUCGUUGUCUCCUUCGACAAAUGGAACCGCGGGGAAUGGUCUCGGUCGUAGCAGCAGCUCCACCACCAGCAAGCGUCUUCGAAGGGUGUAAACUCUGGAAUUAUAUACUAACAGCUUCCGUACGAGAAUCCCCAUCCCCUGAACAGCAAGCACAAAUGAACGCUCCAACGAGCGUGGCAGUUCAGAUUCGG
Aphanomyces astaci is the source of this 578-nucleotide messenger RNA. RefSeq lists its product as hypothetical. Gene Ontology annotation, biological process: regulation of DNA-templated transcription. The transcript is spliced from 4 exons. Gene Ontology annotation, cellular component: DRM complex. Bases 47 to 478 code for a protein of 143 amino acids. The record is from RefSeq and is a predicted model, not a curated record. NCBI's taxonomy places the organism in Eukaryota, Oomycota, Saprolegniomycetes, Saprolegniales, Verrucalvaceae.